GGUUGUCAUCUGGCGCCUGCACUAUUCCCAUUGCAGUAAAUUGCGUUUCAAUUAAGCGGCUUAUAUAAAUUAAAUUGCAUUUGUUCGCCCACGCGCGCCUAGGCGAUCGGCAAUCGAGGCGAUAAGUUAUCUGAUCCCAUGCGGUCAGAGCUAUAAAUCCAAAUCCAAAACAUGGACAAAGUUAAAUUCGCCAUUAAAAAUCAAAAAAAAAAUAAAAAGGAAAAGAAAAGACUGUUCAAUACGGAAGUUCGAUUUGAACCCACUACCGAUUGUUAAAACAUUUCUGGCUUGCCACAAAUGUAGAAUUUUGGAUAUGUUGGACCAACUUUUGUAUUUAUGUGGCUAAUAACUUAGACAAAAGACUGGGUUAUAGCAGACGCAAGCUGGAUAAAAGAACAAGUGAGAUCAAUUCUCAUUAUCCCAAAAUAUAGGUGACUGUAAGUGCCAACUUACUUUAAGAGCGGGAAGAGCCAGCAUUAAAAUAGAAAGAGGGGUGCUGAUAAAGGGAGAACUGCGACGAGGGCUAGAAACGAUCCAAACUCAUAGUUAUACAAAAACAUCCGGAUCGUUAUGUGGAUGGCAUUCAAAUUUACGCUCUCUCUCUCUCUGCCGGUUCCCCACAAUCUCGCCAUACCCAAAAACAUUUGUGCAUGUGUGACGCUGAGCGGAGCAAAGCAAAUUGAAAACGAAAAUAUUUUUAAAUUGAUUUCAAAGACAGACAAGAUCGGGAGCCAGCGAGGAACGUACGCGGCAACGGGUCGCGAGAAUCUCGACGAUAUUGCCUAAUAUAAUGAAAGAGCGGAAGGCGGAAAAUCACAGUAGAGAUUUUUCCGAGUAGGCGAGAAGAAAUCUGUGUCACAACGGAAAACCCGAAAAAAGGAAAAAACACUAAAGACCAACCAAGAAAUUCGUUCGAUCCAUCGGUUUAUGGAAUCAAGUGAACCGUAAAUCGAAUUGGAAGUUAAUCGUGCGUAGAGCGUCAUGGAUUUCAUCGCAAAUAUAAUCAAAAGGCCGAAAAGCAUCGCCACCACUGGCAUUACCACCACUCAGCCAACGGGCAAGAAAGCCACAGAAACUGCCAGUCCCGUGGAUGAUCAUCCUUCACCAAAAGAUCGUGAAGGAGAAGCUCCACUUAUAGGCACGCAUCUGGGCACCCUUCUGGAGUCGGCUUCGGAGGAUCUGCUGCGAUUGGAGGAGCAGCACUCCAGCCUGCUGAUGGAUCCCCACUCUACCCCACCUACGUCCCCCGCAAACAGCAGUAGCAGUCGCGAAACCAUCCAGCAACUCCUAAGCGAGAUAAACGUGAAUUUAAACCAAGUCAGUGCUAACGAAAUGGAGCACUUGCAGGCUAUGAGUUGCGAGCUAAGUCCGCUGGCGGUGAAGCCCAGUCCCAAGCCUUCAAGCAUGGAGCAGCAGAAGGCUCUUGCCGCUGCUCUGGGCCAUCAGACGGCGGCAACAGGUUGCGCCAAGAUGGAUGCAGACGCGGCUCCCAAAUUUGGAGGUCUUCCAGAGUUCGACGAGUCGCAAAUACCGGAUCUGGCUUCUUUAAGUGCUGAAAUGGAGGCUCAACGAAAAUCAAGUCAUUCGGAUUCAGAUGUUUUCGUGGAAUGUUUAUCGCUUCAUAGCGAGCGGUAUACGGGGGAUCGCUCCGAGUUGGAGGCCUAUUCGAGUGCCCUUAACGAUGUGUUAGAGCAGCAGUUGUCCAUGACCUCGGGUGCCACACUGGAGAACGAAUUCGAAGAUCCUUUGGCGGUCAGCCACUACAACAACGUCAGUUAUGAAGCCAUGGAUGUGGAUGACAUUAAUGAAACUAUGGAAAUGUUAAAGGAUGUUCUGGGUCCUGAAGAUCAUCAGCUAUUGCAACAGCAGUUCUUAAUCGAAUCUCAGCGAAUUCCAGAGAUGGAUCCAGUGCAGAUUCACGGAAAACAGGGGAUGAUUGAAGAGUCUUUUGUUCUUCAAGAACACUUAGAUAAACAAGAAGUACUUGAUAGUCAAUUGGAAGAUCCGUCCUUAAAGGAACUAAGACAGUCAGAAGAUGCUAAUGAACCAGCCCAAUGUACAGAACCUAACUUAUCUGAUUUGAAUUCUCCGCGAGAGAUAGAGAAUUUACAUUUUGAGAAAAUGGAACAGAAACAAAUAAGUCCAACACAGGAAACAGAGCGGCUUAAUCCGGAAGAGCUAUUACAGGAGCAGGAGAUUCAUAAAGUGCAACAAACAAGUCCAAAUGCGACAUUGCAGGAGCCAAACCUUCCUCAGGAUCCCCGGCGCUUUGAAGAACCUCUAAAUCUUCAAGAACUGACUCGAGAAAAAAAAGAAGAUCCUGUAGAAUGCCCUAAUCAGGAACAGGCAACUCCGGUGCCAGUAGAAACAAUAAAAAAGACCGAGCUGGAGCUAACGGAAAUCGCCAUUUGCCUUGAGCAAAAAAAAACACCAGCUGUUAUGGCUACCGAGGAUAGAAUAACCGGGGAGGAGUUUGAGCCCAUGGAAGUGGAUGUGUCUAUGCGAGUGGAUGACGCCACGGUGAUAAGGUCACCUCAGCAGCAGCAAAAAUAUUCCGAGGCACAUUUUUCAUCAUCUCCCUUAGAACUCUCUGAGGCAAAGGAAACGACUCCUUCACAACACCCUGCUCACGAACAGCACGUAGAUCAGAUCCCAGAAGAACCAUUAAAAAGGAUUCAACUAGAGCCACCAGAGUCAGUUCUCCCAGCAGCACCGGUCUCACCGCCGAUACCCACGCUUCAGGCUAAAUUUGAAGAGCUUCCCCUUUCUCCGCCCAUACCCACGCAUCGCCCAAAGACAGCCGAGGAACUGGAAUUCCUGGCUCUGAGGGAGUUGCCUUUGCCCGAUGAAGCAGAUGGAGACAACAUGAAUAUGCCGAUGGAGGAGGCGAAGGGUCAGGUGCUGGAGAAGGAACAACCGCAUCACUGCGCGCCAGUGGUGGCAGUCACACCGACGAAGAUCCGAUCUACUUCGCCUCUGCCUUUGGAUCUGGGUGGUAAUACCACAGUGUGCAACCCGGAACCCACCUCACCUAGUUUCCCUAUCCGAGGACCAGCGGAGAAACCCUCCCACUUCCCACGCUCUCCCCAUGCUCCACCAGAGCAGGAGGAUAUGCCCUACUUGGAAGAGGCUGUGGUAGAACCUUCGUUGGAUCGCAAACAAAGCCUUUUUGGGGCUGGAGUCAUCGCUAAGUCAGGAGUGGUCAUUGAGGUAACACAACCGAGUCCAGAAAAGCUGCAACAUCUUAACGAAACCUUGCCCAUGAGCGAACUGUCGCCUACACCCCUCAAUGGUACGUUCGACAGCGGCAGGACAAUGCCGGAAAACCCCGAGCUGGAUAGGGAGGACAUCGAGGGCUCCCCCACAUUUGCUGCAAGUCUUGGAUCUGUUGAUGAUAACCAGCGGCGCACUUUUUCGGUGAUUCAGUCAACGGCAGAAAAAGAGGAGGCGAAAUCUCGUAGGACGUUCUGUAUGGAAAGGGAAAACCCACGGCGCACAUUUUGCCUGGAGCAAAAUGCCUCCCCAGCGGUGGAGGCUACAGAGGAUAUUUUGGCUGGUGACGCCAUGGAUGUGGAUAUCUCUAUGCGGGUGGAAGAAGUAACCGUGGUAGGGUCACCUCAGCAAAAUCGAAGGGACUACCAAGCCCCUGUUUCUAAUUCACCACCGAUUCCCACCCAUCAAAAUCUAAAGAGAGCACCCAUCCAUGAGACACCUUCACCAACGUCCCCACUGGGAAAUGCUACCGUUAUCCUGGAGGAGCAGGCCCUGUCCGCCAAGGAGCAAGCCACUCUAAGCGCCAGCGAUGAAAAAGACGAUGUUUUUGUCGAGCACUUUGGGGCUAUAUCGCCUGUGUCGGACGACAUGUUCAAGACCCCGCAGUUUACUAGUAGUGGCUUCCACACUCAAGCCAAGGUUAAGGCCAAUCCUGCCGGAGAAAACGGAGGAAAAGCGGCUGUUGUGCUUAGCAGGCAGAGAAGUGGUGGAGCUGGCGAGGAGGAGCCGCUUUUCGAUGCCGAAUUCAAGGAUGGCGUCAGCAACCAAAACUUAAUACUGAACUCAUCAGAUUUUGAUUAUUUGUACACGAAAGGCAGCAAUAAUGCGCCCAUCGAUCGCAGUUCGCUGCUGCUGAAGUUUGAUCCGCUCCUUGGAGCCCCCGUUCCCGUAAAUCAUCCGAAUCAGCAGGAGCAGGCACUGCUGAAUAUUCUGGGAUCGAACCAGAACCAGAACAGGAUCCUCAGUCCAACGUUGGAGGAGCACGAGACAAGUGGUGGUAACCAUUCGUUUGGAAUCCUAGCAAGUGCCAAAGAUACCGCCAAGAAGUUGGAUUUUAAGCCGCCUGUGGAUAGGACAAAAAAGCAUGUUAAAAUGAGCGUGGACGUUAUUGAUAACGAUUGCAACAAAACCUUUGAUAAUUCCAACCUUAAUACGGAAGAUAAGUCCCAUAACUACAACAACAUGGAUGAGCUGGAGAAGAAAAUCAAAAAUGAAGUAACGAGGUCGGAAGACAUUGAAAAGAAGUUGAAGGAGGGAGAACAACGCGAAGAAGCGUUGAUCAAACGUAUUACAGAAAAAGAUAAAACCAAUGCAAAACUGAACGGUGUUAUCGAGGCGUAUGAGAAAGCCAUUGCGGAGCUGAUCAGUGAGAAGGAGCAGCAGGCGCAGCUUCACGAAAGGCAAAUGCAAGAAGUGCAGGCAGACCGGGACGCCAAUUACCAUCACUUAACGUCGCUGGAAACGACAUUCUCCGAUCUGCAUGUGAAAUAUGAGAAGAGCAAAGAGAUGACCUCGCAGCUCAAAGGCAAUGAGGAGUCGCUUCUGGCAGAGCGAAAGCAGAUGAUGGACAAUCUGCGGUUGCAGGAGCAGCGCUACGACAAAAUGAAGAACCAUGCCAUGCAGCAGCUGGAAAUUGCUAAUAAAAAGCUGGACACCUACGCGAGGGAACAUGCGGACGAGUCGAAAAAACUGAAAGCUUUACUUAAGAAGGAGGAGGUCUCGCGGGUCUCGAUGACGGAGCAGCUGCAGCAGAAGUCUCGUGAGAACGCCGAUCUGCUCAAGAUAUGCGAGGAGCUCAUCUACGGCAAGGGACAAGGUGGUAGUAGUUAAACUCAACCCGCGGAUUGCUCGGAAUGUAUUUUAUAUGUUGCUGUAAAAUCGCACACACCCUCAUCACAACACUCUCAUCCGGCAUGUGGAGCCCAUCUCGCAGCAUGUCCGUAGAUCUGUAACAGCGCCUCCAUCAUCAUCAUCUCCAUUCGUACCAUGGUGUAAUAACUGCUCGGUUGCGUGCUCUUAACUGAAUAAGAAAAUGCAAAUGCACAAUUGUAUCAUUUUGCCUACUCCACUUAUUUUGAAUUUCAAGAUGUACGUACCCCUAACGAUCCGACGCAUAUUAUACUUUUUCUAGAUUUUUAGUUGACCCGUAAACACUCACUCACACAAGUCACAGGCAGACCCAUUGCGUUCCGUUUGAGUUCCACUCGCCUUACGGGUCUGGUUGCCCGGCAUAUGUUACUAAUUCUCUAUCGUAUCGAAUCUGUCUACUGAUUUAUGUUCUCUGAUAUUACCUGGCGGUGAGUUCUGCCCGAAAACUGUAUUGCGUUUGUGGUUUAGAAAUUGGCCAGCGAAGCAAAUCGAUAAUGUGCAACGGCAGCUAAAUCAACCUACAAAUGCAAAUUAUAACGAACGGCGUUUGCUUGAGAAGCGCCUUUAUUAAAUGUUUAAGUUUAAACUUAGUUUAAUUUAAUUGCAAAUUUGUAAUAGUCGUAUUAAGAAUAACUCUGUAUUACAUACUAGUACUAAAACAACAAAGCGUAAAAAACAAAAAGGAAUCUUUCAAAAUACACGCAAAAAAUUUAUUUAUGCAUAAAA
Messenger RNA from Drosophila rhopaloa, 5868 nucleotides. RefSeq names its product transforming acidic coiled-coil-containing protein 3 (gene tacc). Gene Ontology annotation, biological process: mitotic spindle organization; cell population proliferation; cerebral cortex development. Gene Ontology annotation, cellular component: cytoplasm. Bases 982 to 5103 code for a protein of 1373 amino acids. The record is from RefSeq and is a predicted model, not a curated record. NCBI's taxonomy places the organism in Eukaryota, Metazoa, Arthropoda, Insecta, Diptera, Drosophilidae. The transcript has 10 exons.